Molecule: messenger RNA, 1214 nt
Organism: Pogoniulus pusillus (Red-fronted tinkerbird)
Lineage: Eukaryota; Metazoa; Chordata; Aves; Piciformes; Lybiidae
Product: CCN family member 2-like
Exons: 5
Coding region: 1-969 (322 amino acids)
Biological process (GO): signal transduction; cell adhesion
Cellular component (GO): extracellular matrix
Molecular function (GO): heparin binding; integrin binding
Source: RefSeq, a predicted model, not a curated record
AUGGUUCUAGUCCAUAUAAAGCCAGUGAUGGAAUGUUAUGCCAAUGAUGUUUUAAGGCCUGCACGUAUCCAUGCCAGCGUCUGUCCCAGCCUCUGCAGUGCCCUGCUGGCACCAGCCAUGUGUUGGAUGCCUGUGGUUGCUGCAAGGUAUGUGCCAGGCAGCUGGGAGAGCUCUGCUCCCUGCAGAAACCCUGUGACCAUCACAAGGGACUCUACUGUGGCUUCUCCAAAAUCACAGAGGCAGUGGGAUCUGCUUAGGAUCUACCACAAUGGGGAGAGCUUCCAGCCCACCUGCAAGCUGCAGUGCAUCUGCAUGGAUGGGGCCAUUGGCUGCAUCCCACUCUGCUCUGAGGACCUGUGGCUGCUGUCCCCUGAGUGUCCCAACCCUCGGAGGGUGAAGGUUCCCUAUAAGUGUUGCAAGGAGUGGCUCUGUGAGGAGGGCAGCGAGGAAAACCACUUGGAAACAGCCAUGGCAGUUUUCAGGGAGUAUCCAGCACAGAAGCCAGAGCUGAAUAACCUACAGGAGAACUGCUUGGUGCAGGCCACUGAGUGGAGUGCCUGCUCCAAGAACUGUGGCAUGGACAUCUCUGCCCGAGUGACAAGCAACAACCCCCAGUGCCACCUGGAGAAGGAGACCCAGAUCUGCAUGGUCUGGCCCUAUGACUUCUCCAUGGAGAAAACCAAGAAGGGGAAGAAGUGCGUGCGGACCCUGAAGCCACGGCAGAGCCUCCACUUUGAGCUCUCAGGCUGCACCAGUUCCCAUUCCUACCGGCCCAAGUUCUGUGGCAGCUGCACCGACGGCCACUGCUGCAUCCCCUAUGUCACCGGCACUGUGGAGGUGGAGUUCCACUGCCCUGAGGGGGACUUCCUCCAGCGCAGGAUGAUGUUCAUCAAGACGUGCUCCUGCCACUCUGACUGUCCCCGAGAUAACGACAUCUUCCUGGCCACAUAUCAUAGGAGAAUGGUUUGAGACCAUGUCAAGACUGAGAGUCUGUAGCCUUCUCCAUGCUGGAUCCACAGGCCAGGGUGUCAGGAGGGCUUUGCAGAGCUAUUGUGGCUGUGUCCCAGGACAAUGCAGCGUCUUCCCCCUCUGUGAGGGGCUGUGCUCUUCAGAACUUCAUCAUUCCCCAACAGUAGUUCCAGUGGCCUUCUGAGGUGUGUGUGGGAGCAGCUCUAUUCGCCCUAGGCUCCUGACCUUCACUUAUGGUGGUGCAG